This is a messenger RNA of Hyla sarda, 2493 nucleotides long. Its product is annotated as extracellular calcium-sensing receptor-like. The transcript is spliced from 5 exons. Gene Ontology annotation, molecular function: G protein-coupled receptor activity. The coding region runs from base 1 to 2493 and encodes 830 amino acids. Lineage: Eukaryota; Metazoa; Chordata; Amphibia; Anura; Hylidae. The record is from RefSeq and is a predicted model, not a curated record. Gene Ontology annotation, biological process: G protein-coupled receptor signaling pathway. Gene Ontology annotation, cellular component: membrane.
AUGUACCUUAUCAAUCAUAAGGAAGGAAGGGAUAUGGAUGCAAUGUAUUUUAACAAGUCUUGUAUGUUCUACAACAUGGAUACAAAACCACAAAAAUACUUCAACCCUUUACAUUUUGACUCCAUUAGGCUUGAAGGGCAAAACUACCAGAGUAUGCAGGCCUUCAUAUUCACAGUGGAGGAGAUCAAUAAAAAUCCCGAUUUUCUCCCCAACAUCACUCUGGGAUUCAAGAUUUUUGACACUUGUACCGUCUUGAGAAGAGCAGCAGAAGGCACCUUGUGGAUGUUAUCUGGAGGGGAAGAGAGUGUUCCAAAUUAUCAUUGUGGUGAAGGAACACUUGCUGGGAUUGUUGGGGAUUCUGGGUCUACACGGUCUAUCCUCAUGGCUCAAAUUUUGGGUCUAUACAGAUAUCCACAGAUAAGUUAUUUUUCAACCAGCCCAGCCCUCAACAAUCGUAACUUGUUUCCCUCAUUCUUCCGCACUAUACCAAGUGAUACGUUUCAAUCGAAAGGUCUAGUCAAGCUGAUCCUGUACUUUGGUUGGACAUGGGUGGGGUUACUAGCCACUGAUAAUGACUAUGGCCAACUUGGCCUUCAGGUAGUAAGGCAAGGAAUAGUCCAAGCUGGAGCUUGUGUGGCCUUUAUUGAGUAUAUUAUGACUGGAAAACCCAACAGAGGUGCUCCACAUAUUGUGAAAGUUAUCAAGGACUCAUCGGCCAAGGUGGUGCUGGUCUUGUCCUCCGAUUCUGAUUUUAUGCCUGUGGUGGAAGAGUUGGCCAGGCAAGAUAUUACUGGGAAAAUCUGGAUAGCCAGUGAAUCCUGGUCAACCUCAACUCUUCUAACCAAAGAAAAGUUCCAACCAGUACUGAUGGGCACUAUAGGUUUUGCUAUCCAUGGUGGGCAGAUGGUGGGAUUUGUAGAACAUCUAAACAACUUAAAUCCCUUAAAGUCUUCUAGUGAUAAUUUUUUACUUGAGUUUUGGGAGGAGACAUUUUAUUGCAAAUGGAACCACCUCCAAACUAGAGCUAAUGGCACAUAUAACCAAACCAUCCGGACGUGUAUCGGGGAUGAAAAAUUUGAAAACGUCAGAGCCGACGUGGACCUCAGAAUAACAUUUAACGUCUACACCGCAGUUUACGCCUUAGGGUGGGCCAUAAAAAACUUGCUUCAAUGUGAACCAGGAGAUGGCCCAUUCCAUAAUGGCACCUGUGCCAACAUUUUCUCCCUUCGUCCUUGGCAGCUCCUUCAUUAUAUUAAGACUGUACAUUUCCAGACCGAAGACAGAACACACAUAUUCUUUGAUGAGAAAGGAGAUCCUCCGGCCCUCUACGACAUUGUACACUGGCAACUAAGCUCCUCGGGUUCAAUGGAGCAGAUGAUAGUGGGAAGUUAUGACUCCAGUUCACCAGAUGGAAUCCGAAUGAAAAUGAACGAUGCCGCAGUGAUAUGGAGAUCCAAGAUUCCUCAAUCAACAUGUAGUCCGAGUUGUCCUUCAGGAUUCCGAAAGGCCACCAUUCCAGGAAAGCCUACGUGCUGCUAUGAGUGUGUCCAGUGCCCACUGGGAGAGAUUGCCAAUGAGACAGAUGCAGUUGAAUGCCAAAAAUGUUCAUGGGACACUUGGCCCAAUAUCCAACAGGACAGAUGUUUACCAAGAAAUAUUGAAUUUCUCUCCUAUGAUGAAGCAAUGGGUAUAAAUUUGGCAACCCUAUCUAUUAUUUCUUCUCUUGUCCCUGUUGGAUUUUUAACAGUCUUUAUUCGGUACAAGACCACACCAAUAGUCCGCGCCAAUAAUUGGUCUCUCAGUUGUCUUCUCCUCAUCUCCUUAUUUUUAUGCUUCCUCAGUUCAUUAACUUUUAUUGGAUACCCCAAACAUGAAAAGUGCUUAUUGCGUCAGGUGGCAUUUGGAUUGGCUUUUACUCUUUGCAUCUCUUGUGUCUUGGCCAAAACCAUAACAGUUGUUAUCGCUUUUAAAGCCACCAAGCCUGGGACUAGUUUAAGACGAUGGACUGGGGUAAAGGUCUCCUACUUGGUCAUUGUGAUUUGUGUUCUCAUUCAGAUAUCGGUCUGUGUUACUUGGCUUUCUUGCUCUCCUCCAUUUCCAGAAUAUGACACCCAGGCGCAGUCCGGGGUCAUCACACUUAAUUGUAAUGAGGGGUCUCCUUUUGCCUUCUGGGUUAUGUUGGGGUAUCUGGGUCUCCUGGCUGCUAUCAGCUUUAUUGUGGCCUUUUUGGCAAGGAGACUUCCCGAUAGCUUUAAUGAAGCCCAGUACAUUACAUUUAGUAUGCUGGCCUUCCUUUGUGUCUGGAUAUCCUUUAUCCCAGCAACUCUCAGUUCACGUGGAAAGUACACGGUGGCCAUGGAGAUCUUUGCUAUCUUGUCAUCCAGUUGGGCUGUUGUUGUUUGCAUAUUCUUACCAAAAUGUUUUAUCAUAUUGUUUCGACCUCACAUGAAUGUAAGGCAAAAUCUAAUAAGGAAAGAACAGGGCCAUCAAUAG